AUGGGCCUGAUGAGAACACCACCCACGAAAACCAAGUCACCAACACCACCACCACCACCAGAACAAGAACAAGAACUCGACAGCCUACUCAACUCAAUCGCACCAUCACCACCACCAGAACAGCUCAAGCCACCGCGGUCGAUCCCAAAACGAACGAGCCUACAAGAACUAGACCCAUUCAAGAAGAAACCAAAACUGGUCAGAAGCCCACAACAACAACCAUCAUCAAUACCCAUCCUCACCCGACAACCUAAAACACCCAGGAUCAUCAAAAACCAACCAGCACCAGCUCAAUCAAACCAGCAAGAAGAUCAAACAGGAGGAGACGAGCGACAAGAGGAGCCUGAACGAGAAGAAGAGGAGCCUGAACGAGAAGCAGAAGAGGAACCUCAAGAAGAAGAAGAGGAGGAGCGUCAAGAAGAGGGCGAAGGAGAUGAAAAUCACGCUGAUGAAAAUGAAGAUGGCCAAGAAGAACAUCCUGUCGAACCAACCGAAGAUCCGCCAACUCAUCAAACCAGUAACAUCCCAAAAUCUACUCCCGCUAAGACCCUUCAAAAUCAAGCCAUCCCAUCCACUCAGACAUCAACCCUCACUCAGACUACCCAUCCUCCCGCACUCACUCCUCUGCCAAUCGAACUCCCGAUCUUCAAAAACAAAUCAUCUCAGCCCCCACCACUACCCCCUCAAGCUGCACCCAAACAGACCUCGCGCAGAAAAAGUCGACACAAUGAAGCUGUUAAACUUACCAUGCCCAUCGAGCAACCCAAGUUCACUGCACCAGUAGUAGUUACGACUCAAGCUGAACUUACAGGGCACAAGACGUUUACAUCCCGAAAAUCAUUUGCGGCCGAUUAUGAUACCAGCCGAGAAUCCAACGCGACCAGUCUGACUUCUAACCUCCAGUUCAUGGAACACAGAAUUGAAGAGUUGGAGGAGCUCGUCAAGAUACUAGAGGACGAACGAGAUAUGUCAGAGUUGGUACGACAAGUCCAAGAGUCGGACAAGGCUUGGAAUGACGAAUGGGACGGAAGUAGAGAGGAAGAGAUCGGGCGACUGAAACUCGAAGAACGGAUCAGGUCGAUGGAAAGUGCCUCAAAAGCUCACGAAUUGGAAUUACGGCUGAAAGCAUUGGAACUCAAGCAGUUAGAAAACCAGCUUGCAAUCAAAGACCAGCAAGCUUGCCAAUUAGCAGACAUCAUCAACGAGCAUCAACAGCAUGCCGUCUCCCAGUACCAGGCCUUACACGCCGAGCUCCAGCAGCUUCGGAUCACCAAUACAGAAUGGGCGCAGAUCGGCCAGAACUUUGAGUCGCUAAUCGAGAUCGAACGGCGGGAGAAGGAGGAGCUUCAGGGCCGGUACGAGCAGGAGCUUCGCCAGUCACAGCUCGAGCCCAACUUUGAGAUCAACACGCUCAAGUAUCAGAUCGUCAAGGCCGAGAACCGCGCCGAACGUCUCGAGGAACAGCUCCGGGAAAUCGCCGAUCAGUCUAAAAACUUCCAGGCUCAGCUGAUCUCCGAGUCCGCGCUCAAGGAUAAACUCACCAGAGAGCUCGAGUUGGCCGAAUGUCGCGUGAGGAGCUUGUCGGAUCAGACAGCCGACCUCAAUAAGACCUUGUCCCAACUCCACAAGGGUGAAGAGAGCAACCAGCGAAUGCUAUUACAAGAUCUCCUGGCAGCACGUUCGACGUUGGCCGAGAAAGAGCAGGAAAUCAUCACCUUGAAUGCCCAUCUCAGCGCUGUUUCCCAGCCAUCGCGGCCCGUGACAAAACGUGGACGGGAGAAAGCGGGUGAGAAGAAUCCGCCAGAGGAGCAGGAGGAGGGGGAGGAAGAGCGAGACGGGGAUGAGGAUGUGGACAAUCCGGCCAGGCUGAUUACUUCCGAUUCCUGGGUCUCCAUCGGCGCGGUCGCCAAAAAGCUCAGCCGGAGCCGCCAAGCAAAGGGCGCCAAGACCGCCUCGACUACGCGUGAUACUGGGGUUGGACCAUCUUCUAAGAGUGCGACCCCAGUCAUCCAAGCACCGGAGGAAGAGGUCGUCGGACAGCCAGAAGUAGAAGCUCCCGAACAACCUGCUCACACGUCGCCGAAGAAAAGGGCUGGCAAGGAGAAAGCCAAACAACCCAGUUCAGAGCCCGAGGAUGUCGGCUCUCCUGUAGCCACUGAUCGUCGGGAGCCGAGUGUGGAGAAGAACGUCGACGAGCAGCCGGCGAAGAAGUCUAGACCGGCGAGAGGCAAGGCCGCCAAAAAGACAGCCAAAGCCGCUGUGCGCAAGAACAAUGACGAGGAUACCAAUGAAGAAGUGGAGGAGGAGGAGAGUAAUGAGCACGCGGCUGUGGUGGCCAAACCCCGUGGAGCAAAGAAGCCCGUCGUCGCCGUUCCUCGUGGACGACGGAAACCGACCACAAAGGCCCGGGCGGCGGAACCCCCAGGUGAGAAAGAUCCGGCCGACGAGUCGGAUCUGAUCGUUACUACCAAUGAGGAGGAGGAGGAUGGGGAUCACGGCGACUCUGCGAUUCUGGCUAUUGCGGACCAGGAGGAGAACGACAAUGAGGAGGAGGAGGAUGCGUCCCGAGCGGGCGAGGAAGAAGAGGAGGUCGAGUCGGCCGCGCCCGGGCCGAAGAAAGGCAGACGCCCAGCAGUGCCCGCUCCGCCGCCCCGCUCGCCGUCCCCAUCCGGCUCCAUCCUCACCCCGCCCUCGCCCUCACCCGCGCCCGGCAAAAAGAAGACCGCCAAGACCGCCAAGCCGGCCGCCCCGGACAGCCCUGAGCCGGCCGCCAAGAAGAAGACGAAGGGCGCAGAGAAGAAGAAGACGAAGGCUAAGGCCAAGGGCGCAAAGAGUGCGCCGCCGCCGCAUGUCGCCCCCGAUCCCGACGCGCGGGAGGGGGAAGAUCAGGGCCGCGAGGUCGAUGCGGGUCGGGUUGUCGGUGGGAAGGGCACGAAACGCAAGAGCGGCGCCGCUGCCGACGACGACGACGAAGAGGCUGACGAGGGCCCCGGCGCGCGUGUGGCUGACGGUCCUGGGGACGACGAUGACGACGACGAGCAGCGCGCGUUGCAAGAAACUCUCAACAAGAAAAAGCGCAAGAUCUUCCAUUCCAAGAAGCCGGCGUUGGCCUGGGCCAGCCAUCGGGGCGAAGAGAACAACAUGCUCGGGCUCCCCCCGGAACUCAGCCCGGUCAAGAAAUCUGCGCCUCGCGCCGGCGCGGGCAAGAAACGCGGGCCCGGUAAGGCCGGCAAUAUCCUCCCGCUCUCGCUCUUGAAAUAA
Puccinia triticina is the source of this 3261-nucleotide messenger RNA. RefSeq lists its product as uncharacterized. The coding region runs from base 1 to 3261 and encodes 1086 amino acids. Lineage: Eukaryota; Fungi; Basidiomycota; Pucciniomycetes; Pucciniales; Pucciniaceae. The transcript is spliced from 5 exons. The record is from RefSeq and is a predicted model, not a curated record.